AUGGCUGCUUAUCAAUGAUCUUUACCUACAUACAGUGUGCUCAGCAUGACUCACAGACUUGGAGCUCUGAAGCAGUCUUCAAGGUCUUUUCUGGUUAGUAGAGCUCUCAAGAUUGCUCAGAAGAAGCAUGGCCAGUUACCCGAGUCUCCAUUAAAACAAGCAAGAGUUCUACCUGCUUCUGGUAUUGCUGAGCUGAGUGAUGUUAUCAAGUUCGUUACUAGUUUCCACUGGGAGACCACUCCACCCGACAACACGCUGAAGACGCUAGCCUCACUGAUGUCUGUCAGCCUGUGUAGUGCUCUACCAAGACCAGGACCACUCAGUCGGGAAAGAAGGGUGACUCCUAAAGAUGAUAGGAUGGUAGGAGGUCGGGUGACGGCAUUACACAAGUCCAGGCUGACUGUGGUGGACCUUAUUGAGUUAGCCAGUAUGAGCAAACAGAGUGGGGAUAAGCUGUCCAAAGAAGCAUACAGUGAACUCCUCAAGCUUUGCCUCAGUCUCAUAAAUUCUGGGAGCGAGCAAGGCACUAAGACGCAUGUUGUCAUGGAGAUGGUGGAUUACAUGAUCCAAGACUGGGGAAAAGAGGAGGUUCGCUCGACCGCUUACUCGAGUGCUUUCCAAGCAUCAACUAACUCAACUCAAGUGGACAGUUUGUACAGACACUUCAAGAGGACUGGCAUCCAACCAAAGCUGGACAAAGAAGUUGUGGUUGAGGCCUACAUGGACACAGAGGGCGUCCCCCGGCCCUCACUCAGUCGACUGAUCUCAGAAGACCCGGAUGGAUUACCCUCAAGGAUAACAUUUGAGCGGCUGAUCCUAGGCUGUGUGGAAGCUAAUCAACUACAACGCUGCAUUGGACUCUACACUUGCAUGACCAGGCGAUACAGAAUCCCACCUACAAGAAUGGCAUUCAGUUCUGUGACGAGGAUGCUAGUUCAGACCCUGGGGACUAAGCCACCUCACCAGUGGAGACUAGCACUCUGCAGCCAACUACUGACAGACACGUUGCAUGUGUUUGAUGGGCAGCCUCCAUUGUGGGUGUAUCCAGAGAUGGCAAAACCUCUCACUCUGUUGUUAAAAAAUAACGGAUACAAAGAAAUGAUAAAGGCCUCGGGGAGAGCAGCAGAGGAGUACUGCAAUGGAUACAAAGAAAUACAUUUAGCAGAUGUUCUGAGGGACUUGUGGGAUCCUGCCCUGUUCUAUUCACUGCUCCAAUGUGCACAAAAGACUGGAAACACCACUCUUGCAUUAGACUUGCUAACAGACAUUAAGGCCAUGUAUGGAACACUUGCCAGGCCGCUAGACUGGGUCCGAGUGUUUGAGAAAAUGCUCAGCUUGGUCAAAUCACGCAAGGACCUGACCGACUACUUACCAACACUGGUUGAAGAAAUGACCACCAUCUUGAACAAGAAGCAGAUCAAUGCUCUCCAAGAUCCGCUAUUCAGAGCUCUAACACGAGCCUAUCAUUACAAUUGUGAAGCAAUAUCUAUGAAGAGGAAAAACUCCCACCCAUCAGCUCCUGGGUAUCUGUUUAAAGCCUCCCAAUUCCUCAUCAGCACAGCUGUGCAGUCCACGUCAAUGGAUCAAUGCAUUAGAGACUUGGUUCGUUGUGCUGAGAAGUAUGUUGAAACAGAGCAAACUACGUAUACUGAUUAUGAAGACUUAGGCACUGCACUAGCUAUUUGAUCAUCGUGCAAUAUCGUUGUGCCAUCACUUUAAUAUUUGCACAUACUUCAUUUGAUAACAAUUUCAUGCAGAUAUCAGUCUAUGCUAUUUG
This is a messenger RNA of Halichondria panicea, 1777 nucleotides long. RefSeq lists its product as uncharacterized. The record is from RefSeq and is a predicted model, not a curated record. Lineage: Eukaryota; Metazoa; Porifera; Demospongiae; Suberitida; Halichondriidae. Gene Ontology annotation, molecular function: protein binding. The transcript has 10 exons. Bases 46 to 1686 code for a protein of 546 amino acids.